Messenger RNA from Toxorhynchites rutilus septentrionalis, 886 nucleotides. RefSeq names its product AN1-type zinc finger protein 6 (gene drn). Lineage: Eukaryota; Metazoa; Arthropoda; Insecta; Diptera; Culicidae. Bases 1 to 840 code for a protein of 279 amino acids. The record is from RefSeq and is a predicted model, not a curated record. The transcript is spliced from 2 exons. Gene Ontology annotation, molecular function: zinc ion binding; DNA binding.
AUGUAUGUCGUUCCAAAACCUGGCAACGAAAAAGAAGAGCAUAUCGAAUUCAGUGGUGGUAGCGAGGUGAAUCCAAUGCCGCCGAUGUGUAGAUCAGGUUGUGGGUUCUACGGCAAUCCAGCACAAGACGAUCUAUGUUCAGUGUGCUACAAGGACUCGCUACGGAAGAAGCAGCAACCACCAGCCAGUACCACACCAGUAUUUUCCAAUGGGCCCCCGACUUCGUCUGCCUCCGCUUCCUCCACAAACAUAGGGGCAGUUAUCACGACGCAGAGCUUCACCAGCACAGUGGUCACCGCCGCCACCUCAAUCUCAUCGGCAACCAAAAAUAAGGACGAUGAAGAUUUUAAAGGUACAGAAAGUGCUGAUGAGUGGGAAGAUAUUUGCACGGAAGAAGAUUUGCCCAGCGAAGUUGAGAAUGAAGGUGUGCCGUCUUCAGCAGCUUCCCAUUCGAACGAUCAACCUGCAGCCCAACCAGAUUCCUCCGAAGAUGAUGAAGCCGUUGAAGACAAUGAUGAUGAUGAUAAUAGUGGUGGAUCGAAAAAAAGAAAAAUCGACGAAGAUAACAGUGGUGCCUCCAGCACAAACCCCGCGAUAGGCGCCGAUUGCAGCAAUGACAAGGAUGGCGAUAAGGAUAGCAAGAAGAAGAAGAAUCGAUGCGUAAUCUGCCGCAAAAAAGUUGGAUUGACUGGCUUCGAGUGCCGAUGUGGUGGUCUAUUCUGCGCGGUACAUCGAUACAGCGAUAAGCACGAUUGCUCGUUCGAUUAUCGAGAGCUCGGGGCUGCGGAAAUCAAACGUAAUAACCCGGUUGUGGUUGGAGAGAAAAUUAACAAAAUUUGAACACUCGUGCCUUUAAUACACAUAUACAAUAUAAAAUAUACAAAUA